UGUGAGUGUAAACUCCUCCCUUCCUGUUUUCAAAUCUAUUUCAUAUGUUGCUUAUCUUACUUAAAUAUACAGUAGGCAGGAGAAUGAAAGUGCUGUUCCUUUAAUAUCAGAACUCUGCACGCUACAAUAGGUGUCACUGUUUUGCUUGGUCCAAUCAUGAUUGGUGACUUCAGCUAUUGGCUCGGAGCACUGGCUGUCUCACUCCAUCUGCAGGGCUGUAAUACCUACUCUCCUCCGAUCCAUUCACCACACAACUUCGGCCGGCUGAACAGACUCCAGCCUCGCUGGGCUCCAGCACAUCUUCCUAACCUAAUUCAGAAAACAAGUGCUACUGCUCUGUGCCUAUCAUCUUCGCUCAGUGUAGCGUUUUCAGGUGAUCUAGGAAAUGCUUAUUUUCAUGAACAAAUAAGAGAAAGAGGAAUCAUGAUGGGGAUGUGUUUAACAGACCCAGUACUGGAUAAAACUUAAAGCCAGUUUCUGUUCAACAUAGUGAAAAGGUCACCUUGCCUGGCUGUGAAAAAAGAAGCAAAAUAGCAGCUUGUUGGUUUCUGUUAACAUCUCAGCUCCGGCUAACCUCUUUUGCUUGAUGUUCGAACCAGUUUGGGAUAUCUAGCUCUAAAGAGAGACAUACUCAUGGUAGAUGACAAGGAAAAGAACAUGAAAUGUCUUACCUUCUUCUUGAUGCUUCCAGAGACUGUAAAGAAUAGGUCCAAGAAAAGCUCGAAGAAAGCAAAUACUAGCAGCAGCAGUAGUAGCAGCAGCAAUAGCAGCAGCAGCAGCAGCAGCAGCAGCAGCAGCAAGUUGCCCCCAGUUUGUUAUGAAAUAAUUACCUUGAAGACUAAGAAGAAGAAGAAGAUGGCUGCUGAUAUAUUUCCCCGCAAAAAACCAGCUAACUCCAGCAGCACCACUGUCCAGCAGUACCACCAGCAGAACCUCAGUAACAACAACCUUAUCCCGGCCCCCAAUUGGCAAGGUCUCUAUCCCACCAUCAGAGAAAGAAAUGCGGUGAUGUUCAAUAACGAUUUGAUGGCAGAUGUACAUUUUGUGGUUGGCCCACCAGGUGGGACUCAGCGGUUGCCAGGACACAAAUAUGUCUUAGCUGUUGGGAGCUCUGUCUUCCAUGCGAUGUUUUAUGGAGAACUUGCUGAGGACAAAGAUGAAAUCCGUAUACCAGAUGUUGAACCUGCUGCUUUUCUUGCUAUGCUGAAGUAUAUCUAUUGUGAUGAAAUUGACUUGGCUGCAGACACAGUGCUGGCCACACUGUAUGCUGCCAAAAAGUACAUUGUCCCUCACCUUGCCCGAGCCUGUGUGAAUUUCCUGGAGACCAGCCUGAGUGCCAAGAACGCCUGUGUGCUGCUCUCCCAGAGCUGCCUGUUUGAAGAGCCAGACCUGACCCAGCGUUGCUGGGAGGUGAUCGACGCCCAGGCCGAGUUAGCUCUCAAGUCUGAGGGGUUCUGUGAUAUUGACUUCCAGACGCUAGAAAGUAUCCUUCGCAGGGAAACUCUGAAUGCCAAAGAAAUUGUCGUUUUUGAGGCAGCUCUCAACUGGGCUGAAGUAGAAUGCCAGCGACAAGAUCUAGCUUCAAGCAUUGAAAAUAAACGCAAAGUCUUAGGAAAGGCACUUUACUUGAUCCGCAUACCCACAAUGGCCCUUGAUGACUUUGCAAAUGGUGCUGCCCAGUCCGGAGUAUUAACUCUCAACGAGACCAAUGACAUCUUCCUCUGGUACACUGCCGCCAAAAAGCCUGAGUUGCAGUUUGUAAGUAAAGCUCGGAAGGGUCUCGUCCCCCAGCGCUGUCACCGUUUCCAGUCUUGUGCCUAUCGAAGCAACCAGUGGCGCUAUCGGGGCCGCUGUGACAGCAUCCAAUUUGCAGUUGACAAGAGAGUGUUCAUCGCUGGCUUUGGGCUGUAUGGCUCCAGCUGUGGCUCUGCAGAAUACAGCGCCAAGAUCGAACUCAAGCGGCAGGGUGUUGUCUUGGGGCAGAACUUGAGCAAGUAUUUCUCAGAUGGGUCCAGCAAUACCUUCCCGGUGUGGUUUGAGUACCCAGUGCAGAUUGAGCCAGACACCUUUUACACAGCCAGUGUGAUUCUGGAUGGCAAUGAACUCAGCUACUUUGGACAAGAAGGCAUGACGGAAGUUCAGUGUGGCAAAGUGACUGUCCAGUUUCAGUGCUCCUCAGAUAGCACAAAUGGCACUGGUGUACAGGGAGGGCAGAUCCCUGAACUUAUAUUCUAUGCUUGAAACUUUGCCUCCCCAAAGCAGUGCAACCCACGGGUGCAUAUCUGGUCCCUCCUUGCUUAAUGCUUAGCUCAUCUGCAGAUAAGCGAUCAGUGCAGGUAAUUUGUAAUGAAUGAAGCGAUAGGCAGUUUCUAAUUUCUUUUAAUCAUUAAAUUAUGUACAGGCUAAAAUGCAGCAUUCUGCUUUCAACUGUAUAUACUUAAGAGCCAAGCUUUGUGGUUUUUAGAGUUACAUCUGUACACCUAAGGGGAACAUAGUACUCUUCCAUGUGCCCCACCAACCUCCCAGUUUUGUCUCUCUGAAGAAAGUUUGGGAUCACCUCAAAUUUCCUUCUGGAUUUUAUUUGAUGAAUGGAAGUAGUCCAAAAUAAUAACACCAAGAAUUGUUGUAAACAUAGCCUUUGCCCCUUUAAAAAAAAAAAAAA
Messenger RNA from Fukomys damarensis (Damara mole-rat), 2662 nucleotides. RefSeq names its product BTB domain containing 3 (gene Btbd3). The record is from RefSeq and is a predicted model, not a curated record. The transcript has 4 exons. Gene Ontology annotation, biological process: dendrite morphogenesis; neurogenesis; cerebral cortex development. Lineage: Eukaryota; Metazoa; Chordata; Mammalia; Rodentia; Bathyergidae. Gene Ontology annotation, cellular component: cytosol. Gene Ontology annotation, molecular function: protein binding. Bases 634 to 2241 code for a protein of 535 amino acids.